ACGUCAGUUGGAAGUUGGACUUUUAUUUAAGUCGCGCGGCAAAAUUGUGAUCGCAUCGUGGUUCCCAUAAGAAUUCAUUGUUUGCGCAUUCCCAUUAUAGUUCUUAAAAUAUGGUUAAGUUACCGCUACGUGUUAUUAAAAUAUUUAUUUACAGUUAUCGUAGUUUAGUGUGUUGAGCUUUGUUUUCUUUUUUUGAAAAUACAUAGUGUAUGCGAAGGUGUGUCUGUCGUGCGAAGGUUUGAAUUUCGAACCUAGUGAUUGGUGCAUUCGCGUGAAAACUAAUGAAAUGUGCAAUUAAUUUGUUAAAAGAGAUGUUACCUGAACGUAAAUUAGUUCUAAAUCAGUUGUUUCAUACUUGAGUGAUUUGUGCCUGGCUGCGAGACGAGUUAUCAAGUAAACAUGUGCAGGAUACUGGCAAGGAGAAACAACAGAUCCUAAUGUAUACAAACGCCAAAGAGAUAGGCUGAGUCAUGCAGCCAUGGCCAGCGGCAAGGUCCUUUAUUCCAUAGCUGUGGUGGUACUUGGCUUUAUCUGCUUUGUCGUUGGAGCUGUAGCAGUGGGGUUGCCCGCUUGGGGACACUUUUAUAGCUUUGAUAACCCAAACUACGACCAGGGCUACUUCGGACCAUGGCGUGUUUGCAAGAGACUGCUCUACUACAGGGAGAAAUGCGGGACCGACGUCUCAAAGUUCCGGCCGUCUACGGCUGUUUACAUAGCUGGUGUGGUGGCAUCGAUCAGUGUGUCAGUGCUGGGUGUGUUCUGCAUACUAUCUGUGCUGCAGCUGGCCAUGAUCUCCUCGAAGGAGCGCGUCGGCUUCAAGUACACCCACCUAGUAAUGACAAAACUCGCCUUGUCGCUGUUGGCAACGUUGCUGUCAAUAGCAGCGGCCGGAUUAUUCGCAGUGCAAGACGAUGACAAGGGAUUCUAUCUAGUGAGAGGCGAAGCUUUCUACGUACAGAUAGUUUCUAUAGUAAUAAACUCUGCGCUCUUCAUAAUGUCUCUAUACGACACGCUGUUUUCGCGACGGUUGGGCGGCGAUCCGACCAAUCCUUUGGGUGAACCAGAAAACGGCACUACUAUUAAUAACCCCGGGUUCAAAGAAGGCAAAGGCAUAUCAAUGACUGAUGCUUCAGGCAAGCCAUACAGCACAAACGGUCACGGCAGUGUUGUGUCUAUGAACACCACCGCCACAACUCUGACCGGUCUCUCCGAUGCCAGCACUAUAACCCGGUCUCCACUCCGGUCUUCAUUGAAAAAACCGAGGCCGAGAGAAGGGGAACCAGGAGGGAUGGGUAUACAGAAUCCUGGUUAUUCGGGGCAUUCACCCCCCUUAGGUAGGAAUGGUAGCCAGAAAAAGGUACGAAUACAAACUCACAGCACCGAAGUAUGAAUUUGAAGACUAAUAAUGUCUUGUAGAUUAUUAAACUGAUUUUAUGCCUUUCAUUUUAAUAUCUAUGGUUGUCUUUGAGGACCAUAGUUGUAUCAGUUUAGCAAAAAACCUGUUUUUAUUUUAAAAAAAACCGAGAGGUUGUAUAUAAGAAUAAACAUUUUUUUAGAGAUUCAUUCUUAGCACCUUUUUUAACCUUGAGUACGUGUAGUGGUUAUCUAAAUGCUUAAUGCGAGAUUUUCUAGCUAUUCAACUGUGUAAAAGUUAACUAUGAUUUGUAUGCAAUCGAAAACGCCAUCUAGUGACAAUAGUGUUUCCCAGUAUUGUCACUAGAUGGCGCUCUUCAUAUUCCUUACGAAACGUGGUUAACUUUCACGCGAUUGUAUAAGUAUAAAAUCUCACACUAGAUACUCUGGCUGUAGAGAUACCAUAGCACACGACAAAUUAGACUUUACUAGGGUAUUUAUUGAAAAAAAAAACAAAUGUAGUUCUAUCUAGCAAAUAAAAAACCACAAAAAUGCUCGAAUCUAAAUUCUACAUUGCAUUUUUGGACUGAUAUAGCAGUUUUGAUUUGUUCUUUACAAUGAAAUCUCUCUGGUCUUUAAAUGGCUUUGUGUUUCCACAUUGCAAAAACUAUAAAACUGUUAUAAAUGACCCCAUAGGUUAUGAUUUAACAAAAUACCUAUAAAAUAUUACCGUAUUAAUUUUGUAAAAAUGUUUUGUAGUUCCGUAUACAUUAAUUAUAAAUUAUUCUUAAAUAUAAUAUUGGAACAUUUUCUAGGCUGGAUCCUUAAUCUAAAUUAAUUAAAAUAGCACACGCUUCUUAGUUCUUUUACAUACGCACUUUGCGGUUAGCUGUGCGUUUAAUCGCAAGCAACAAAUGUUUGUAGAUUUUUUUUACAAUUCUCAAUUUUAACAUAAAACGGCUUCACUCAAACAGUACUGGUCGCUCGGGAGGCAACUACCGCUAAGAAGUAUAGUUGCAUUGUGCAUUAAGCUUGCUGCUUGAUACAAAGCGUGUUGGGGUUGCGGCUAUCUGCAACUUUAACCGCAUCCUGCGCAAAACAAAAACUGCGUCUAACCGCACAUAUUUAAAAAUAAAAAUAUGUGUAAAACCUAAAGUAUCACACAUAGAAGGAAAACUUACAUAACAUUGUCUAAUUAUAAAUAUUAGAUAUAUUGUAAUAAAUUUAUUUAUCAAGCAUGGUAAAAAAAUACCAUUGAUUAAAAAGGGAACAUUGUGGCACAAUUUUACAACACAAAGAAAAGAAUUUUACAUUUUGUAAGCUUUUCGGUUUUUUUAAUUAUUAUUU
Molecule: messenger RNA, 2700 nt
Organism: Pararge aegeria (speckled wood butterfly)
Lineage: Eukaryota; Metazoa; Arthropoda; Insecta; Lepidoptera; Nymphalidae
Exons: 7
Coding region: 479-1390 (303 amino acids)
Source: RefSeq, a predicted model, not a curated record